ACCACCAAACCGCUAUCUAUUAUGCUUCUUUCUAAUUCCAAACCUUCUUCUAACCUCCAUAGCUAUUUCCAUUGACACCAUCACUCCCACACGUCCCCUCACAGAAAACCAAACUUUAGUCUCCGCCGGCGACCUCUUUGAACUAGGAUUCUUCACUCCCGGCAACUCCGGCAAACGGUAUGUCGGGAUAUGGUACAAGAAAAUAAAACAGAGAACAGUCGUUUGGGUCGCAAACAGAGACAAACCACUCACGAAUUCCCCCGGUUUCUUGAAAAUUGGUGAAGAUGGUGGAAUCCAUUUGGUAGACAGCAUAGGAGAUUCUAUCUGGUCAUCAUCGAAUCAGACAAAUCUCCCAGUUCCAAGGAACAACACAGCUGUUGCCCAGCUCCUAAAUUCUGGGAACUUUGUUCUGCGCCAAGAAAACGAUGAAAAAGCAGAGGAUUAUCUCUGGCAAAGCUUUGACCACCCGACAGACACACUCUUACCUGGAAUGAAGCUAGGAUGGGAUUCCAAAACCGGGCUCAAUCGAUACAUAUCAUCCUGGAGAAGCCCAAUCGAUCCAUCGGAAGGGGAUAUAAGCUUCAAGUUGGACAUCAAUGGCUACCCAGAAGCAUUCUUGAGGAAUAAAGGCUCAAUCUUUUACAGAAGUGGAGGCUGGAAUGGGAACCGAUUCAGCGGAGUCCCAGAAAUGGAAACAGAAGGAGCUGAAGUAAUCAGUUUCUCCUUUAAGAGGACUCAGGACGAAGUUUACUACUCAUUCGAGAUGAAAAAUGAAACAUUGUAUUCGAGAUUGAUAGUGAACCAAACAACAGGGUAUCUGGAGAGGUACACUUGGGUCCCGGAGAGUCUCAUUUGGAACCAAUUUUGGUACUUUCCGAAUGAUCAAUGCGACCUUUACAGAGAAUGCGGUUCCUUUGGGUUAUGUGGGCUUCAGCAGUCACCAGUUUGCGGGUGUUUGGUCGGGUUUAAGCCCCGAAACCAGCAGGCUUGGGGUUUGCGGGAUGGGUCGGGCGGGUGCAUUCGGGUCGACAAGCUGGAGUGCGAAGGGGACGGGUUUUUGGCAUUGAACUAUACGAAGUUGCCGGAGAGUGGGGGUGCGUUUGUGGAUGAGAAGAUGAGUUUGGAUGAGUGUAAGGGGAUGUGCCUUAAGAAUUGCUCCUGCACGGCUUAUACCAACGCCAAUGUCAGCAAUGGCGGGUCGGGUUGCGUAAUUUGGACGACGGAGCUUCUCGACAUGCGCAAUUUUUCGGAAGUGGGUGAUCAACUUCUUUACAUUCGCGUGGCUGCUAAAGAUGCAGAACAAAAUGGGAAUGCUCCAAAAGCCCGAGAUAGGUUUGGCAAGAAAAAAUUGAUAACAUUGGCAUGUGGCAUUAUACUUGGUAUUGGAGUUAUUCUAUUUGGCUUGUUUUUGUGGAAGAGAAGAAGAUCACGGAGAGCUUUUGCAGCAAAUAUAUACCUCGGAGGCAUAGGAAAAAGAACCGGAGAUCUUCUAAUGGUUGAAACAAUUAUGACAGACAAGUUUGAAUUACCUUUGUUCGAUUUUAGCACCAUCUUUGAAGCAACAAGCAAUUUUUCCGAAGAAAAUAAGCUUGGCCAAGGUGGUUUUGGCUCUGUCUACAAGGGAACACUCAUUGGCGGUGAAGAAAUUGCAGUGAAAAGGUUAUCAGAGAAGUCUAGACAAGGAGUAGAAGAAUUCAAAAAUGAGCUCACAUUGAUUGCAAGACUCCAACACAGAAACCUUGUUCAGCUUCUUGGCUGUUGUGUUGAUAACGAGGAGAAAAUGUUGGUAUAUGAAUACAUGGAAAACAAAAGCUUGGAUUCUCUUUUAUUUGAUAAACACAAAAGCUCACUGUUGGACUGGAAAAGGCGUUUCAACAUCAUCUACGGGAUUGCUCGUGGAAUACUAUAUUUGCAUCAAGACUCGAGGUUUAGAAUUAUUCAUAGAGAUCUUAAAGCAAGCAAUGUUCUCUUGGAUAAGGAGAUGAAUCCUAAAAUAUCAGACUUUGGCAUGGCCAGAAUAUUUGGAGGCGAAGAAACAGAUGCCAACACUACAAAGAGAGUAGUCGGAACAUAUGGGUAUAUGUCACCAGAAUAUGCAAUGGACGGACAAUUCUCGGUGAAAUCUGACGUUUUUAGCUUCGGAGUUCUAGUGCUUGAAGUAGUUAGCGGGAAGAAGAACCGAGGAUUCUAUCAACACAACGAAAAAGAAAAUCUACUUGGCUUUGUAAGUGGGUAUUAAUUUAGAAAUGUGCCAAUUGGUUGAUUCUUUGAGAAGAGUUCAAAUGCACCAAGAGCAUUGAACAUAGUCACUAGUUUGUCUUGGGCUUCCAUAAGAAGUAAUUCAAGAUGUUAUGUGUUAGUUUGUAACUUUAUAUUUGGUGUAUGAUAUAUUUGUUGCAUGGUAGUUAGAUUUGUCACCACAUAUUUUCAGGCUUGGAGUUUGUGGAGAGAAGAAAGAGCACUAGAACUAUGCGAUUCAACUAUGGAAUUACAAUCACAUUCAGGAUUUGAGAAAGAUCAAGUAAUGAAAAGUAUACAAGUGGGUUUACUAUGUGUGCAGGAGAAAGCCGAAGAUAGACCAACAAUGGCAGCUGUGAUAUUGAUGUUGAAAAGUGAAGGGGCUUUGCUUCCCCAUCCUAAAUCGCCCGGGUUUUGCGUGAUGGAUAAAAGGCAUGUAAAACCAAAUUUAUCUUCUAAUAUUGAUAAUGAUGAUCAAACUUUGAACAAACUUACAAUCACCAAUUUGGAUGGUAGAUAACGAAUGAUUCAUUGCCAUGUUUGUAUAUUUUUGUUACCAUAGUUACUACACAAUUUUGGGAAUUGAAUGAUUUAUUGAAUGUUUGGCAUUUAGUAACUAAAUAAAUACUUGUAGAUUAUUAAUCUAA
Messenger RNA from Cuscuta epithymum, 2885 nucleotides. Lineage: Eukaryota; Viridiplantae; Streptophyta; Magnoliopsida; Solanales; Convolvulaceae. The record is from the annotation of a GenBank genome assembly.